Messenger RNA from Camellia sinensis, 1027 nucleotides. RefSeq names its product ubiquitin-conjugating enzyme E2 2. The record is from RefSeq and is a predicted model, not a curated record. NCBI's taxonomy places the organism in Eukaryota, Viridiplantae, Streptophyta, Magnoliopsida, Ericales, Theaceae.
GACACAAGGGGGGUGGACCUGGUUGACCUGUUAACAGACAGACAGAGCCCAAACCCCCUCUCUAUCUCUCUCAUGUGAUGACUCUCUCUUAGAUUCUGCCAGAUCUUCUCUCUCUGUCUAUAUAUAUAUAUCUACACAUAUAUAGGGCACUUUUAUUGUUGAAUUAACCAGAGGCAAAAAUGUCGACACCGGCGAGGAAGAGGCUGAUGAGGGAUUUCAAGAGGUUGCAGCAAGAUCCACCCGCCGGAAUCAGUGGUGCUCCUCAAGACAACAAUAUCAUGUUGUGGAACGCUGUGAUUUUUGGACCUGAUGAUACACCUUGGGAUGGAGGUACCUUUAAGCUUACUCUGCAAUUCACAGAAGAUUAUCCAAACAAACCACCAACAGUACGGUUUGUCUCACGGAUGUUCCAUCCAAACAUCUAUGCGGAUGGGAGUAUUUGCUUGGAUAUCUUACAGAAUCAGUGGAGCCCUAUAUAUGAUGUUGCGGCUAUACUCACUUCUAUCCAGUCACUGCUUUGUGAUCCAAACCCAAAUUCCCCUGCAAAUUCUGAAGCAGCUCGUAUGUUCAGCGAAAACAAGCGAGAGUACAAUAGAAGAGUGCGUGAAAUUGUGGAGCAGAGCUGGACAGCUGACUAAAACCCAAAAAGAGCACCACCCAAUUAUAUUGUGCCAGAAUAGAAUAAGUCCUGAAGUAGUGUUGGUGUGGUGGCCUCUUUUGCAGAUCUGUGUACUGCUAUAAUAUGCUUUGUGUGAAUUGCUUUUAGAGAAUUGCUUUCAGAUUUGAUGUCGGCUGUUAGACAGCCCUGCUCGAACUGUUGAUUCAUCUUUUAUCAAGUUUUAUGUAUCCAAUUUAAGUGUCUUUGUAGCAUGUGUAUAGGAAGUGUUGUUGUGAUGUGUUGGACCAUUGGCAGUGGUACUUUGCUUAGGGUGGUUUGAGGAAGAGCUUUUUAGUGUAAUGAUUUCAACAAUUGUAUUUGAUCAUUAUGAAUUGAUGUUUAGGAACUCUCUUUAUUUGCUUCUUAUAA